AUGGCAGCCAUAUUCAGAAACGCAAUCCUCAGCCUCCCUAAGUCCGGCCACAUACCCGCCGCCGUCCCCCUCCGCCUCAAAAUCUCCAGGGUUUGCUUCGCCUCGGCCUCCCGACACAAUCCCGAGGACGACAAGACGAAGGAUUAUAACCCGUACGAUGCCGACGAGGCGGUCUCGGAGCCGAGAGACGAGGUGAAGGAGACGAUGGACCGGGCCAAGGAGAAAACCCGGGAAAUGAAGGAGAAGACCAAAAGCCAAGCAGAGGCCAUGAAGGAGAAAACAAAGGAGAAAACCAAGGAGAUGAACGAGAAGACGAAGGAGAAUCUGAGCCCAGUGGCCGACAAGGCUAAAGAGAUGAAGGACAGGGCUGCGGACAGCGCUGGGAAGAUGGCAGAGCGGGCCAAGGAGCGGGCCUACGAGGCGAAGGAGUCGACGAAGGAGAAGGCCCACGAAGCGAAGGAGACGACUAAAGGGAUAGCGGAGAAGGUGGCAGACACGGCGAAGGAGACGGUGAGGAAAAUAAAGGAGACGGUUGUGGGGAAGUCGGAGGAGGAAGAGGAGGCGGGAAAGGAGAAGGUUAUGGAUGAAGACGUGGUGGAUAUGAGGCGGCGCGUGGGGGAGGAGAAGGACAAGGAUAAGUAUUGA
Molecule: messenger RNA, 645 nt
Organism: Striga hermonthica
Lineage: Eukaryota; Viridiplantae; Streptophyta; Magnoliopsida; Lamiales; Orobanchaceae
Source: the annotation of a GenBank genome assembly